This is a messenger RNA of Phragmites australis (common reed), 1696 nucleotides long. Its product is annotated as rop guanine nucleotide exchange factor 3-like. The record is from RefSeq and is a predicted model, not a curated record. Gene Ontology annotation, molecular function: guanyl-nucleotide exchange factor activity. The transcript is spliced from 7 exons. The coding region runs from base 1 to 1398 and encodes 465 amino acids. Lineage: Eukaryota; Viridiplantae; Streptophyta; Magnoliopsida; Poales; Poaceae.
AUGAGCGACAGUUCAGGGUUCCCGGGCUUCCAUAGCCACAGCUACGACCGCGACUACAAGCGCCCGCUGUUCCGCGUAGCCUCGUUCUCCGACAGCGGCGACGAACAGGAGCAUUGCGCGUCGCCACUGGGGCGUGGUGGCCACAGCAUGACCCGUACGUCGUCCAAGUUGGCAGCAGCAGCAGCAGCAUCGCGCCUCUCACCGUCCGUGAGCAGGCUGAGCAUGAAGAAACUGCAGCAGGUAGUCGACGAGAAGCAAAUGGAGGAUGAAGAGAUGGAGCUGAUGAAGGAUAAGUACACCAAAUUGCUGCUUGGGGAGGACAUGUCGGGGAGCGGCAAAGGUGUCUGCACUGCUAUGGCCAUCUCCAAUGCAAUCACCAACCUCUAUGCAACUGUGUUCGGGACCUGCCAAAGAUUGGAGCCUCUGUCCCCUGAGAAGAGGUCAAUGUGGAACUGUGAGAUGGAUUGCCUCCUCUCCAUUUGCGAGUACAUUGUCGAAUUCUCACCGACUGUUCAGGCCAUGCCUGAUGGAAGCACACAUGAUGUGAUGGCAACCUCACCAAGAUCAGACAUUCUGAUGAACCUUCCAGCGCUGGAAAAGCUAGAAACCAUGCUCCUGGGUAUAUUGGACAGCUUCGACAAGCCAGAGUUCUGGUAUGCGGACCAGAGGAACCAGUCCUUCAAUGAAAGCAAGAAGUCGUUCCAGCGCAGUGAGAACAAAUGGUGGUUGCCUGAGCCAUGUGUCCCAGACUCUGGCCUGUCUGAUCGCAUGCACCGUGACCUGCAGCAAAAGAGGGAUCAAGCAAGCCAGAUCCACAAGAUGGCCAUGGAGAUCAACAGUAGUAUCCUCUCUGAAAUGCAGGUUCCAUUGUCAUACUUGGAGACACUACCAAAGAGCGGGAGGGUGGGCGUAGGCGAUGCCAUCUACCGGUAUAUGUCUUCAGGGGAUCAGUUCUCUCCGGAGCACCUCCUCAACUUCCUCAAUCUGAGCUCAGAGCAUGAGGCACUUGAGAUUGCAGACCGUGUUGAAGCCGCUAUGUAUGUGUGGCGAAGAAAAGCAAGCACGACACAUGUGGUGUCCAAAUGGGAGAAUGUUACCGAGCUGAAUGCCGAUGGGGACAAGAACCUGGUCCUUGCAAGUAGGGCUAGGAGCCUGCUUCUGUGCUUGAAGCAGAGGUUUCCAGGCCUGUCACAGACUACCCUAGAUACAAGCAAGAUUCAGUACAACAAGGAUAUUGGGCAGGCAAUACUCGAGAGCUACUCAAGGGUGCUGGAAAGUUUGGCCCAUAAUAUAGUCUCAUGGAUAGAUAAUGUUCUCAUUGCAGAUGCAAAUGCGAAAAAAGGGCACAAGAUCAGAAUGCAGAAGCAGGUGUUCACCCAGAUAUCUCCUCAACGUUGAACAUGAGGAACUGACAUACAAAUAAGUUCAUUACUAUGUUGCGUAGAAUUCUUUGUGAUUGGCCUCAUUACUUUCCAGGAGUGGUGUGUGAUUGAGUUCUUCUUUUUUUUUUUUGAUAGGAUGGUUUGGUAGAUAUAACAAUAUAUGAGAGCUUUAUUUUUUUUUCUCGAAUGCGCAGAAGAACUGUGUAUCAUUUUAUUAGGGUGUGUUUGGUUUCUCGGAUUGAGUUUUGUAGAGCUACAUUGUAUAGUUUGGCUGAGCGGAAGCGGGCUGAGUGGAAUCAUAUAUUUUGAAAAAA